Catharus ustulatus (Swainson's thrush) is the source of this 3015-nucleotide messenger RNA. It is a transcript of the gene DNAAF19, whose product is annotated as coiled-coil domain containing 103. The record is from RefSeq and is a predicted model, not a curated record. Gene Ontology annotation, cellular component: outer dynein arm. Lineage: Eukaryota; Metazoa; Chordata; Aves; Passeriformes; Turdidae. The transcript has 3 exons. Gene Ontology annotation, biological process: determination of left/right symmetry; inner dynein arm assembly; epithelial cilium movement involved in extracellular fluid movement. The coding region runs from base 383 to 1120 and encodes 245 amino acids.
GCUCUAGCGGCGGGAGCGGGACUGUCGCGAUAGAGAGAGCGGCUGUGGGGCCGAAGUGUUCGUCACCCCGCGGGGCUGUCGCGACAGAGCGAGGGGCCCGGGGGCCGGCAGUGUGUCAGGACCUGGGGGGUUUCGCGAUAGAGGAGAUGGUCCCAGUUGCCAUCCACGUGCGCGGCCUUUAGGCUGUCACAGUGGGGGACCGCAAGGCAGGACUGUCGCGAUAAGAUCGGGCCAGUCCUGGCAGCGCUGUUGUGACAGAAGUGGUCGUGGCUAGGCAGGGCUGUCUCGACAGGAGGAGUCCGUGUACCCCCAGGCCGGCCCCGUCCCCACGUGCCGCAGGUGGCGGCGGUGCCCGGGGCUGGAUCCGGGGCUGGAUCCGGGGAUGGAUCCGGCUGGAGCUGUCCCUGCGCUGGAGCGGGAGCUGCGGGCGGCGCUGGCGGAGGACGAGCGGCGGCAGCGGGAGGGCGAGGCCAAGCUGCGGGCGCUGCGCCAGGGCGUCCCUGACUACGGCCAGUUCAGGGAGAUUGUGCUGGCCUCACACCUGAAGCCUCUGGAGAAGAAGGACAGGCUGGGCCAGAGGAGGAAUGUGCUGUGGAAUGCCUGUGCAGCCUCAGCCAAGGCAGCACCCACCCACACUGUGGAGGUCCCACAGGAACUAGAUCAGCUGCCCAGGACUGCUGCGGAAUUUCACAGAGACUGGCGCAGAUGCUUCAAAAGUGGGACACAGAAAUACCAGUUUUUGCUGGAGCUUGGAGGGGAGGCCUUGGGCAGGAUCUUCCAGGCUGAUGUGGGCUUUGGCCUCCUGGGGGAAUUCCUGACAGUGCUGGCAGAAAACAUCUGUCCUGGAGACAGAGCUGCCAUCCUUCAGAUCCUGCAGAGCCUGGCGGGCACCAGGCGCUUCGGGCUGAACGUGGCUCUCCUGAGCCAGGCAGAGAAGGAGGGCAGCCAGGAAUUGUUCAGGAAGCUGCAGAGCAGGGAGUGUCAGGCUGCUGGCCAACCUGGCAGCCCAGCCAACUCUGAGGUAGGGAGGGAAGCCCAUCCCAUGGAGACCCACUUGAAAAAGGAAACUGAGGAGGAGAGGACAGUGGUGGAGCUGAUGAAGUGUUACCAGGUCAGCUGAGGGAGCAGGAGCACCAGGAUUGAGCAGGAACAGGGUAAAAGAGGCUCAGAAAAAACUCAAAGCUUGACUUUGGCAUCACCCAGGGCACAAAUAAAGUUUAGCUCCCAAGCUGUGGUGCUGUGAUCUCUGAGCAGGAUGUCCUCACAGAUGAGUAUGGGAGAGUCUUGAAUAAGGAGAAAAUUGAGGCAAAGAGAACAUUGGGUGGUAGUUUUGAAGGAGGAACCUAAAUAGUCUCUUUCCUCUUCCAUCCCUGUCCAGGGUCACUGAGGGAUUUUAGGAGAUGUAAUCAAUGACAACUGUCAGGUUUUUUCCCAAACCCAGUGCAGCAAAUGGCAGAUCCCAGCAGACUGGAACCACCAAUUCUCACCUGCCCUGGAGAAACCAUCAGGCACUGAUGGAGGGUCCAGGUUCAUGCCCAAGGCUUGGCAUGGGAAUAUUGGGCUUUGUGACAUCACUUGAGGGGACAUGUGUGUCCCUGCACUCUUCUAUGGUGCCAUUCCUCCUGCCUUUGCACACCUGAGGAUAGCUGAGGGCUGGAGACUUCAAGGGGAGAAGAUCCUGGAGUUACCCAAGAUCAGGAUGGAGGAUUUUGAUGCCAGACCAGCCCUGGCACAGCAGUCACACCUCUGGUGGGAACAGCAUGCUGCUUCAGUGGUGCCAAGGUUCAGGGUGAGGAUGUCAAGGCUGGAAGCAGCCUGCUGCAUCCCCACCUCUUGGGAAAGGCAAAAUCCCCGGGGUUGGGUGGGAAGACUCAGGAGAAGUGCAGUGGAGCAGAGAUUGUGUGAAUGGUGACAGAGGAUGGGCUGUGAAACCCACUGGGAGCCUUUCCAGGUCAGCCACUUCAUGGUGUAACCUGAGCUGCCAAGAGCUGAGCUGAGGGGCCAGGCAGGGUCUGUGGGGAGUAAACAUGAGCUUCAUCAUCAUCAUCAUCAUCAUCAUCUUCAUCCUCACCCACCUGGGCAUCCAGGCAGGAUCCACAGGGAGCAAACAUGGGCAUCAUCAUCAUCAUCAUCAAUAUGAUCAUCAUCAAUCUCAUCAUCCUUGCCCACAUGGGUGGCUGCUGGCAGGCACUCAGGAGCCCAUCCAGGCUGGAACAUCAUCCCCAUGGGCACUCAGACACCCUGGACCAUCUCCCAUUGGAAAUUCCCGAUGUUCUGGCCACCAAGAGUCAAACACUGCCAAGUCCCCGUUCCCCCUCCCCUCAGGGCAGGAGUGGGACAGCAAGGACUGAUGUGGGAAACUCCCUGUUUUGGCACUGCUCAGUAGGGACAGGCAGGAUUUGACAGUGCCAGGGUUUGCUCCAGGUGGGAUUUCACACUACCAGGAUUUGUUCCUGGCUCUGCCACUGGUUGGCAGUGGGGGUUAAAGCUCAAUAAAGUCUUUUUCAAAAGAAUACUUGGAGCUGGUGCAGGAUGUUCUGGCCAAACUCUGUGGAGUUCUUGAUCUGCACCAAUGAUUUAUUACAGCUGUUUUUCUAAGAGGCUGCUAAAAACAUCCACCAAACUAUUUUAAUCCAAUUAAUACUUGCUUUUCUCACCCUUGUUUGCCUUGUUUUCCUUGGUGAGUACUGUGUGUCCCAAACCCUUCAGUGUUCCUUUUGAGCUCCUCAGUUGGAGCAGAUCCAUACUUUUUAAUUUUUGUUUUGUUUUGUUUUUAAUUGUGAAGGGGGAAAAAUAUUUUUCAAACAGAUCUGGUGAUUUUCUUCAGAAAUGGCUGCCUUUGGGGUGUUUUUAGCUCAGCACAGUUGGGAGUCAGUGUUUGUGCCUGACUCAAAAGUCAUCCCCCAGAGGCUGUGACAUCUCUGCAGGGUUUCACUGGACACUUAAUCCUCAGCAUUGAGCAGGAUGUGCCCUCCAGGCUCAUCUCCAUUUUCUGAGGAUGUGGCUUGAGGAUUU